AUCUGAGGCCCAUCACCUCUCCUUCCGGUCCGGCUGAUGACUCACCCACGCAUCAUCACCAUUCCAUAGUUCAUCGUCCCAACUCCGACGCAGAAGAGAGAGAGAGAGAGAGAGAGAGAGAAUGGGCGUCGACUACUACAAGGUUCUUCAGGUCGACCGGAAUGCCAAGGAUGACGACCUCAAGAAAGCCUAUCGCAAGCUCGCCAUGAAAUGGCAUCCCGACAAAAACCCUAACAACAAGAAGGACGCCGAGGCUAAAUUCAAACAAAUCUCCGAAGCCUACGAUGUUUUGAGUGAUCCACAGAAGCGAGCGGUCUACGAUCAGUACGGCGAGGAGGGCCUCAAGGGGCAGGUUCCGCCACCCGGCACCGGAGGAUUUUCCUCUGCGUCCGAUGGCCCGACGAUGUUCCGGUUCAAUCCUCGCAGCGCCGACGACAUAUUCUCCGAGUUUUUCGGCGUUUCGAGCUUCGGAGGGAUGGGGGACAUGGGAGGCUCGCGGGCCGGCACGUCGGGGUUUCCGAGGGGUAUAUUCGGGGAGGACAUUUUCGCUUCUUUCCGUGGCGGAGGCGGCGAGGGUUCCGGUAAUGUGCAGCGGAAGGGGGCGGCUAUCGAGCGGACGUUACCUUGUAGUUUGGAGGAUUUGUACAAGGGAACUACGAAGAAGAUGAAGAUUUCAAGGGAAGUCACUGAUGCCACUGGGAGACCUACCACAGUAGAGGAAAUUCUUACAAUUGAAAUCAAGCCUGGUUGGAAGAAGGGGACAAAAAUAACUUUUCCUGAGAAGGGAAAUGAACAACGAGGCGUCAUACCCUCAGACCUCGUCUUUAUUAUUGACGAGAAGCCUCACAGCGUCUUCAAAAGAGAUGGGAAUGAUCUCGUUGUCACCCAGAAGAUCACCCUAGUAGAAGCUCUGACAGGUUACACAGCACAACUAACAACACUUGAUGGGCGAAAUCUUACAGUUUCCGUCAACAAUAUUGUCAGUCCCAAUUACGAGGAAGUCGUUAAAGGAGAGGGCAUGCCCAUCCCCAAAGAUCCUUCCAGAAGAGGCAACUUGAGAAUUAAAUUCAACAUCAAGUUCCCUUCCAGGCUUACUUCAGAGCAAAAAACUGGGAUCAAGAGAUUGUUGGCAUCCUGAUGAACAGAAGUGGUAGUGUUGUCUACCUUGUGCUCCCUCCUGUAAGCUUGCUUUUAUUUCUACUUGCUUGCCUUUACUCUGCAAAGGAAAUUCAUCCACUGCUGGAUUGAGACCCUCAUCUCAUGAGAACAGUUGUGUAGGUGUUACUGUUGUUAUUAUUUCUAAAUCUUUUUCCAUAAAAAGAAAAAAAUCAAUCCCUUUGUGGCUGUUAUCUUGUUUACUUUCCCAGCUCCUGGCUGCUAGGCUUGGAAUGAAUGCUUGGCUGAUCUCCUUGAAA
Diospyros lotus (date-plum) is the source of this 1415-nucleotide messenger RNA. RefSeq lists its product as uncharacterized. NCBI's taxonomy places the organism in Eukaryota, Viridiplantae, Streptophyta, Magnoliopsida, Ericales, Ebenaceae. The transcript has 3 exons. The coding region runs from base 122 to 1138 and encodes 338 amino acids. Gene Ontology annotation, molecular function: protein-folding chaperone binding. The record is from RefSeq and is a predicted model, not a curated record. Gene Ontology annotation, cellular component: cytosol.